Molecule: messenger RNA, 2014 nt
Organism: Phodopus roborovskii (desert hamster)
Lineage: Eukaryota; Metazoa; Chordata; Mammalia; Rodentia; Cricetidae
Gene: Spata7
Product: spermatogenesis associated 7
Exons: 12
Coding region: 102-1883 (593 amino acids)
Biological process (GO): photoreceptor cell maintenance; microtubule cytoskeleton organization; protein localization to photoreceptor outer segment
Cellular component (GO): axoneme; rod photoreceptor outer segment; photoreceptor distal connecting cilium
Source: RefSeq, a predicted model, not a curated record
CGGCUUAGUCUUUCCUAAGCUCCACUGCGGGGGCCGGCUGAGACAGAGCAAGAACCGAAGGGGCACCGAGCGUCCCCUCGAAGGCUGCAGGAGCACUAAGCAUGGAUGGCAGCCGGAGAGUCAGAGCAACCUCUGUCCUCCCCAGAUACAGUCCACCAUGCCUAUUUACAGGACACUUGAGCACCAAGAGCAAUGCUUUUUGCACUGACUCCUCUUCUCUCAGACUAACCACUCUCCAGCUGGUCAAGAAUCACAUGGCUGUUCACUAUAAUAAAAUCCUUUCAGCCAAAGCCGCAGUAGACUGCUCAAUUCCAGUAAGUGUGAAUACCAGCAUCAAAUAUGCAGACCAACAACGAAGAGAGAGACUGAAAAAGGAAUUGGCACGAUGUGAAAAGGAAUUUAAAUUAAGUAAAUCUACAAUGCAGACCAAUUCUAAGAUGAAUUCCAAGUCCUUUUGUAACUCCUUCCAGAAGCACUCAGGGGAACCACAAGGUCAGGAUAUAUUAGUUGGAGAAGUGACAAGAUAUCCAUCAUUUUCGAAGUCAUUCACCCCUUCUUCAAAUGGACUACAUCUUCAGCCUGAAAUGAAUAAAAUUAUCAUGAAUGGCACCCAGAAGUAUCCCAGCACCUCUCCAUCCAGCAUGGCUUGUUCAGGGUCAGCACCCAGGAGCCCGAGCCCUGGGCAUGGCUAUGACAGGAGGCCUGGGAGUGCCUUCCCAAGUGCUCACCGGUUCCAGCUAGUCAUUUCCAAGACACCCAGUGGAGAUCUUUUGGAAAAGCACUCGGACCUCUUUUCUAACAAGCAGUUGCCAUUUACCCCACGCACUUUAAAGACAGAGGCAAAGUCCUUCCUAUCACAGUAUCGCUACUACACACCUGCCAGAAGAAGGAAGGACUGUCCAGACCAGAUGGAAGCUGAAACCCAGACUGAAUUGAGCAGCUUUAAUUCUGAGUCUGGGGCAGCUGAGACAAGGAACUCAAAGGACUCAGAAGUGAACGUAAAGCAGGCACCUAGUUACAUGAUAAACGGUGCUGAAGACAAAAGAUCUCCUUUACCCUCACAAGGACAAAACUUAGACUGGGACAGGAUUAAAAAUGGGACUCUUCAGGAGUCCUCCCAAAGGACACUCUUUGAGCUCUCCACACAGCUUUCUUCAGACAGUAAAAUCUAUCCUGAGGAAGAAGAGCUGCUCUACCUAAACUUCAUGGAAAAUGUGACUGAUGAAAUUUUGAAACUUGGUUUAUUUUCCAACAGGUUUUUAGAACGACUGUUUGAGCGGCAUAUAAAACAAAAUAAACACCAUUUGGAGGAGGAGAAAAUGCGCUACCUGCUGCAUGGCCUGAUGGUUGACUUAGGCUGCAUAUCCGAGGAACAGACAGCAAAGCAAAGAAAUUUCAGAAUGUUGAAUCAGCUUGAUUUUCAAAAGGCUCUGAUUGCAAAACAAAAUGAACCUACAAGUGAUGAUGAUACAGUAAUUCAGCAAGAGCGUCAGCAGUUCCAGAAGGCCCUGGACAUGCUGUCAUCUGUGCCCAAGGAUGAAGACAAGUUGUUCUCUUUACCGGGUGAAUUUUUAAUACCCGUCCAUAAACUGAAGUGUUCAGAAGGUGUUACAAUUCAACAGAUCAAUGAUGAGACAGAUGAGGAAGCCUCGACCUGGAAUGAAAACAACCCAAAUUUUUCUGACAGUUUAAUAGACCAGGAAACCUCUGUGGAUGUUAUUGAAGGUGACAGUGACUCUGAAAAGGUUGAGACUUCCAGGGAAUUAUGUUGUCUUAACACAUCACUGUCCCCCUCUGUUCAGUUCCCCAGCUUCAAAGGUGGCAAUAAUCAUGACAAGGAAUUAUUGACUCUAAAAAUCAUGGAAAUGAGCAUUGAAGACUGACCUGUGGACCUUCAUUAAUAAAUACUUCAUGUGGCCAGUAAAGCAAUGUUACUUUUCUCCUGGUUUUUUUCCUUUUACAUAGUAAGAUUUCUGUAUUUUCAAUGCUAUACAAUAAAUUACCAUAAAUUUAA